AUGAGCACCGCCAGCUCUUUCGAGGACCUCUCGACACCCGUCUCGGAGGCCGGCAUCCCCUCGGCGCACCUCAAGGCCGCCAACUCACCCUCCCGACCCGCCAAGGCCGGCCUGCCGCCUCCUCAAGUCGCCGUCGGCACCCGCGACGACGCCUACUACCGCUCGCUCCUCCCAAGCACACGGUUCUUAGUCCGCCAAAAGCUCGUCGCCAGCUUAGAGCGCGAGAUGAGCAUCCUCGAGGGCCUCCAGACCAGGUGGCGCACACCGGGUCGCGACGAGUACUUUGUCAAGACGAGCCUGCUCGGGACGCACACGUUCUUCAUGGUGUUCCUCCCGUUGUGGUUCUGGUUCGGGUACCGGGACGUUGGCCGAGGGCUCCUCUACGUUCUCGCAGCAGGUGGCUACGCGACGUCUGUCCUCAAGGACGCCUUCUCGGUCCCUCGCCCCUACUCGCCGCCCGUCGUGCGCCUCUCGGUCGGCUCGCACGCGCUCGAGUACGGCUUCCCCUCGACUCACUCGUCCAACGCGUGCUCGAUGGCCCUCUUUGCCGGCGAGACGCUCCUCAACAAGUUCGAGCUCGGCGUCGGGGCAAAGCUCGUCGCGGUCGUCGGCCUCGCCGGGUUCGCGUGGAGCGUCACGUUCGGGCGGCUGUACACGGGCAUGCACUCGAUCAUGGACGUUACGGUCGGGUCGACUAUCGGUGCCGUCAUCUGGCUCGCCUACUUCUUCCUCGCCGACUCGAUCAACGCGGCGACGCUCGGCUCUCGGUGGCUCGGCACGACCGUCAUCGUCCCGACCCUCCUCUUCCUCGUCACGGUUCACCCCGAGCCCGCAGAAGAGUGCCCCUGCUUCGAGGACGCCGUCGCGUUCCUCUCGGUCGUCGCCGGCGCCGCCCUCGGCGAGGCCUGGUCGCCCGCCGUCUUCCCGACGCACUCGUACGGCUUCGCGUGGCGCUCAGCGACCGAGGUGGGCCUGUGGGCGGGAGCGGUCGGCGUCAAGCUCGUUACUGGCAUCUCGGCCAUCCUCGUGUGGCGCAUCAUCGCCAAGCAGGCGUGUCACGUCGCCCUGCCGCCCCUGUUCCGCCUCUUUGCACCCCUCAUCGAGCUCCCGAGGCGGCACUACGUCCCGGCGUCCGAGUACGACGCGUACCCGGCCAACGAGCACCUGAACCCGGUCCCGUCCAUCCUCGACCUCCCCUCGCUCGUCGACGACUCGGCCGUCUCGGCCUCGGCCUCUGCGUCCCUGCGCGCCUCGUCCCGCCUCAAGCUCGGCCCCACCUUGCGCCAACGCGCGCUCGCCGCGUCCCUCACGCCGCCCGGGUCGCCCACGACCGCGACCGCGCUGCCGCCGCCGCACGUCAGCUCCGGGUCGGCCUCGUCGCCGCACCGCCAGAGCGCUGACGGGCCGGGCGCCAAGCCGGGCGAGGAGCACAAGGACGCCGACGUGCUCACCAAGGUGACGGUCUACAUGGGCAUCGGCUGGAUCGCGACGAUUGGCCUGCCGUGGGCGUUCGCGAGGGCGGGACUGUCGGUCUGGGGCGAGGCGCUCUGA
Molecule: messenger RNA, 1551 nt
Organism: Rhodotorula graminis WP1
Lineage: Eukaryota; Fungi; Basidiomycota; Microbotryomycetes; Sporidiobolales; Sporidiobolaceae
Exons: 9
Coding region: 1-1551 (516 amino acids)
Cellular component (GO): endoplasmic reticulum membrane
Molecular function (GO): sphingosine-1-phosphate phosphatase activity
Source: RefSeq, a predicted model, not a curated record